Messenger RNA from Odobenus rosmarus divergens (Pacific walrus), 2046 nucleotides. RefSeq names its product tyrosyl-DNA phosphodiesterase 1 (gene TDP1). The record is from RefSeq and is a predicted model, not a curated record. Gene Ontology annotation, biological process: double-strand break repair; single strand break repair. Lineage: Eukaryota; Metazoa; Chordata; Mammalia; Carnivora; Odobenidae. The transcript is spliced from 15 exons. Gene Ontology annotation, molecular function: double-stranded DNA binding; 3'-tyrosyl-DNA phosphodiesterase activity; single-stranded DNA binding. Gene Ontology annotation, cellular component: nucleus. Bases 2 to 1822 code for a protein of 606 amino acids.
UAUGUCUCAGGAAGGUGAUUAUGGGAAGUGGACAAUAUCCAGUAGUGAUGAAAGUGAGGAGGAAAAGCCAAAACUAGACAAGCCAUCUACUUCUUCCCUCCUUCAUGCUGGGCAGGGAGCAGCAAAUGAACCAAGAUACACCUGUUCUGAGGCUAGGAAAGCUGCCCAUAAAAGGAAAUUAUCACCUGUAAAAUUCAGCACAGAUUCACAAGCUUCACCUCCCAAAAAGCGGAAGAGUGGUUCCCAGGAAGACCUGGGUUGGUGUCUCUCUAGCAGUGAUGAUGAACUGCAACCAGGAACACAGCAGAAGCAGGCUAAGAACAUGGUGGUCAAAGAAGAGAGCGGCAUCUCUUUUCCCAAAGACAGUGUCACCCAAAGAACUGGAAAUCCUGGCUCUCCUGCCCACCAAGGACUAAAAGAGGAGGAAGAGGAGUAUGAGACCUCAGGGGAAGGCCAAGAUAUUUGGGAUAUGUUGGAAAAAGGGAACCCCUUCCAAUUUUACCUCACUAGAGUCUCUGGAAUUAAGGCAAAGUAUAACUCCAGAGCCCUCCACAUCAAGGAUAUUCUGUCUCCUCUAUUUGGGACACUUGUAUCUUCAGCUCAGUUUAACUACUGCUUUGACGUGGACUGGCUCAUAAAACAGUAUCCACCAGAGUUCAGGAAGAAACCAAUCCUGCUUGUGCAUGGAGAUAAACGAGAAGCUAAGGCUCACUUACAUGCCCAGGCCAAGCCUUAUGAAAACAUUUCCCUUUGCCAGGCAAAGUUGGAUAUUGCAUUUGGAACACAUCACACGAAAAUGAUGUUCCUGCUGUACGAAGAAGGCCUCCGGGUUGUCAUCCACACCUCCAACCUCAUCCGUGCUGACUGGCACCAGAAGACUCAGGGAAUAUGGUUGAGCCCCUUAUACCCACGAAUUACCCAUGGAACCCACACAUCUGGAGAAUCAACAACACAUUUUAAAGCUGAUCUCAUCAGCUACUUGAUGGCUUAUAAUGCUCCUUCACUCAAGGAGUGGAUAGAUAUCAUCCACAAGCAUGAUCUCUCUGAAACCAAUGUUUAUCUUAUUGGAUCAACCCCAGGACGCUUUCAAGGAAGUCAGAAAGAUAAUUGGGGACAUUUUAGGCUUAGAAAGCUUCUGAAAGAGCAUGCCUCUCCUAAAGGAGAGUCUUGGCCAAUAGUAGGUCAGUUUUCAAGCAUUGGGUCUAUGGGAGCUGAUGACUCGAAAUGGUUGUGUUCUGAGUUUAAAGAAAGCUUGGUGACGCUGGGGAAGGAAAGCCGGACCCCAGGGAGAAGUUCCGUUCCUCUUCAUCUGAUCUAUCCUUCUGUGGAAAAUGUGCGAACCAGCUUAGAAGGAUAUCCAGCUGGGGGUUCUCUUCCCUAUAGCAUCCAGACAGCUGAAAAACAGAAUUGGCUCCAUUCCUAUUUUCACAAAUGGUCAGCUGACACAUCUGGCCGCAGCAAUGCUAUGCCACAUAUUAAAACAUAUAUGAGGCCCUCUCCAGACUUCAGUCAGAUUGCUUGGUUCCUUGUCACAAGCGCAAAUCUGUCCAAGGCCGCAUGGGGAGCGUUGGAGAAGAACGGCACCCAGCUGAUGAUCCGUUCCUAUGAGCUUGGGGUCCUUUUCCUGCCAUCAGCAUUUGGCCUGGACAGCUUCAAAGUAAAACAGAAAUUCUUCUCAGGGAGCAAGGAGCCAGCGGCCGCCUUUCCUGUGCCAUUCGACCUGCCUCCAGAACUGUAUGGAAGUAAAGAUCGGCCAUGGAUUUGGAACAUUCCUUAUACCAAAGCACCAGAUACACAUGGGAAUAUGUGGGUUCCCUCCUGAGAAUCUUAAAGCACUGAAAUUUCGGUUUAAGACCUCAAGCCCCAAAUAAUAGAUGUUCUAAUUUGUACUGGAUGUUCACCCUUAAAGUUUUAUCUACACCCCUAACAAAACUCUGCACAGCUCACUCUUGUGAACGUGUGUGCUGGUUAUACUUUCAAUGGUCAUUAACAGUGUCACUAAAAAAUCUAUUUUCUUAAUUCACUUUUUUAAGCUUUGGAAUGAAA